Molecule: messenger RNA, 513 nt
Organism: Camelina sativa (false flax)
Lineage: Eukaryota; Viridiplantae; Streptophyta; Magnoliopsida; Brassicales; Brassicaceae
Source: RefSeq, a predicted model, not a curated record
AUGCAUGGAGAGUUGAAAGAAGGAAUUAAGAGAACUGUUGGCCAGAUUUGGUCAUUUUACAGUGGUAACGAUGAAUUGCCUCUGUACUAUGGUAGGAUUCAGAAGAUCACUUAUACUCAGGCACUUGAGCAGGAUCCUGUAAUUAAACUACACGUAGGUAGGCUAAAGGCUACUAGGUGCCCUAAGGAUGUUAUCGAAUGGGUGGACAAGCAAAUGCCUGUUGGUUGUGGAACAUUCUACGCAAGGAAAGUACUCGAAAUAAUCAGCCCAAGUGAGGUUUCACAUCAGAUAAUUCCUCGAACCUCCAUGGAUGGCACUGAGUAUACCAUUCUCCCCAAGAUUGGUGAAGUUUGGGUGAUAUACAGAUACUGGAGUAGUCACACUGAUGUUGAAGACUUGGAAUUUGGUCUUUAUGACAUGGUUGAAAUUCUUGAUGACGCUUUGGAUUAUAAGGUCCAACUGCUGAAGUAUGAAUCCGUUCAUGAUGUUGAUGAUUUUGAAUUAUACUUAUAA